Rhinopithecus roxellana (golden snub-nosed monkey) is the source of this 7298-nucleotide messenger RNA. It is a transcript of the gene AKT2, whose product is annotated as AKT serine/threonine kinase 2. Gene Ontology annotation, molecular function: ATP binding; protein serine/threonine kinase activity. Bases 3048 to 4493 code for a protein of 481 amino acids. Gene Ontology annotation, biological process: protein phosphorylation. The record is from RefSeq and is a predicted model, not a curated record. NCBI's taxonomy places the organism in Eukaryota, Metazoa, Chordata, Mammalia, Primates, Cercopithecidae. The transcript has 14 exons.
AACUUUGAUGUUCUGGUUUCCAGCCUCUGUAAAGAGCUGCAUGGAAGCGAGUGAGAGCACAGGGUUCGAAUCCAGCCCUGCCACUCCAUGGUUGUGUGACCUUGAGCAGGCUCCCCAACCCUUCUGAGCUCAUUUCAUCAUCGGUGUCAUGGGGAGGAUAAUUCCCACCUGAUAGGAUUAUUGUGAAGGUUGAGUGGAUUAAUUUGUGGGAAGCAUUCAUAACUAUGCUGGCAUACAGUAAGCCUACCUGAAACGUCUUCUCACUGAGAAGAGUGCCUGACACAUGGUGAGCCAUUGGUAUAUCCUAGCAAUUGUAAUUCCUAGUAUUUCUGCCAGGACUUUGAAGGCCCUUGCCAGUUCACAGAACCGUGUCAGAGAGCACUAGGAGGAAAUCGGGGCUGAAAUUAGCAUCUCAGUUUUCCAGAUGCAGAAACAGAGGUCGGAGGAGACAUGCAAUCAAGUCAGAACUGACAAGGGCAGCUCCCAGGCCCACUCUUCUACACAGUGGCUUUGCAGCCCUGAGCCCCUGCAAGGUAGACACAUUCGAGUCUUUUCAGAGGUCAGGCUCUGCUUUUUUUCUUUUUUCUUUUGAGGUAGGGCCUCACUCUGUCACCCAGGCUGGAGUGCAGUGGUGUGAUCACAGCUCACUGCAGGCUUGACCUCCUAGGCUUAAGUGAUCCUUCCAUCUUGUACAUCUUGAGUAGCUGGGACUACAGGUGCAUGCCGCCAUGCCCGGUUAAUUUUUAAAUUUUUUUGUGGAAACGGGUCUUGCUAUGUUGCUCAGGCUAGUCUUGAACUCCUGGGCUCAAGUGAUCCUCUUGCCUCAGUCUCCUGAGUAGCUGGGACUAUAGGUGCAUGUCACUGUCCCUGUCCACCACAGCUCGCAGUUCCAGGAGUGGCAGGAAGGCUGGGUUUGGGCAGGAGAGCAGCAGAAGUGCCUGCAGGGGUUGGCAGGGGCUAUGCUGCACUGGCCUGUGGGCCUGGGUGAGAGGUGAGGAUGGAUCCUAAGGGUAUUGUGGAGCCGAGGAAAAGGUUUCACUCACCUACCACCAUUUACUGAACGCCUCCUAUGUGCCAGCGUUGCAUCAGUACUGGGAAUACAGCGGUGUACUUAUCAAAGUUCCUAUCCUUGUGGGGCUGAGGGAGACCAACCCGAAACAGGUGAAUAAGCAAGGAGCCGGUUAGGAGGGGAGGUGCUAGGCAGCGAAUUCAAAUCGGGUGACAGACUGGGCACUUUAGAUGCAUGCGGCUGCGCGGAGGGCCUCUAAGCUGAUCCCAUUUUGGCAAGGUGAGGCAGUCAUGUGGGAUGGGAGGAGAAGGAACAGCCCUCCAGGUGGAGGGAACCAUAGUGCAAAGGUCUGAAGGGAGGACAGAGCUUGGUGAGGUGCAGGGACAAGCCUCACGGAGGUCUGUGUGGCUUGGCAGAGCAAGGGAGCAGGGAGGAGAUGAGUCCAGGGGCUGCGAGGCAGGCAGGGCCCUGUCACUGGGAGCCUUGUGGACUGUCUGUGACGGAAUUUGGAAUUUCAGCAGGAACAGCCUGGUCAGAUUUAGGGUGUUAGUAGGUGACACAGGAGAGGGUCACAGGCUCCUGCCUGGGGGGGUGGGUAGAUUUAAGUGAGCGGAGCAGGGCGUUUCACAGGCCUCCCACUUCCCCUCGAGUAGCAUCACUGCCUUACAGCCAGCAAAGGGCCGAGGGUUGCCUCCCUCUCCUGUGGUUUUCACACCGUGUUCCCAGACCCCGUGGCUGUUACUUUUAGGGAAAGAGGAGGGGAGGCUCAUUGGGCUGAUUUCUCUGCCCUUCCCUCCCCAACCCAACCAGCUAGACUAAUACUGAAUAGCAACACAGAGCAGCAGUCACACCUGAUACAGACAGCACCCGCUGACCCUGCGUCCACGCUACCGUGGGCCUGCAGGCCUGCGCCAUUCCCGGUGCUCCUCUGGAAUUGGAAAGACCAGGUCUUGUGACUGGCGCCCAGCACCAAGGUCUCUGGCGGGCCUCAGGUGUGGUUGAUAUUACGAAGGCAAAAUAAAUGAGGGCCAGGUUGAGAGUGUGGGCAUGUUUCUCCAUUGUAGCUGGGUGAUCAGGGCGGACCUCCCUGAGGAGGUGACGUGUGGUCAGGGACUGCAGUGCCGUGAGAGAGCCAUGGGAGUAUCUGGGGGAAGACGUGUUAGACCCAGGAGGAAGCUUCUCUGAUUCCCGCUUUACAGCGGUGAGAACUGAAGCCUGGAGGGCCUCUGCAGCUUGCGCUGGGUCCCCCAGCCAGGAAGUGUUGGGGACAGGCUAUGAAUCUGGGCCUCCAGAGAUUCCCCCAGCACAGCUCAGUAGCCCCUGGUGAGUGUGACUUCUGAUCCCACCCAUGGGCUCACCCCUAAGGCUUAGUGCAGGGGCAGGCGCCCUGGCGUUUGUUUUUUUUUUUGAGGUAUGUUCCAGGGUAUCUUCCUAGAAGGAGCACAGCCCCUCAGAACAAAUCUCUAGGGUCCCCAGAAACCCCCUGGGAUGGGUUGGGAUGGAAAGGAGUGUCUUUCAGACUUGAGCUCCAAGCCCCUGGAGGACCCAGGGACACCCCUCCCCGGGCCUCUUUUCAGCUUCCCAGAACUCUCAGUGGAAGGCCGUCAACCACAGGCCUCCGGGCCGCACGGUGGGGUGGUUCCAUGGCAGGCUCUUCUGGAUAGUCAGCCAAGCAGCAAGAGGCCCAACUCGGGGAGACAGCCUGGGAGCAGGACCAGGAGGGAGGGAGCGAGUGUGGGAGGGGUGCUGGGUGGGAGCUCAGCCUGGCCCCCUUGGGGCAAGACCCACUGCCAACUCGGCACCCACAGCAGGGCCCGGGUGCUCUGAGUGUGCCGAGUAAGGGACGGCAAGCCAGGCCGGCCAAGAGGAGACUGCAUGUCAGAGGUCCCCGCAGGAGUUUCUUCAGCCCAGCCGUCCUGCCGGAGAAGCUCGUUCGCAGAUGUUGUUUCUAAGGACUGUGCCCUGUCCACGGCGCCUCCUGCAUGUCCUGCUGCCCUGAGCUGUCCCGAGCUAGGUGACAGCGUGCCACGCUGCCACCAUGAACGAGGUGUCUGUCAUCAAAGAAGGCUGGCUCCACAAGCGCGGUGAAUACAUCAAGACCUGGAGGCCACGGUACUUCCUUCUGAAGAGCGAUGGCUCCUUCAUUGGGUACAAGGAGAGGCCUGAGGCCCCUGAUCAGACCCUUCCCCCCUUAAACAACUUCUCUGUCGCAGAAUGCCAGCUGAUGAAGACCGAGAGGCCACGGCCCAACACAUUCGUCAUACGCUGCCUGCAGUGGACCACAGUCAUCGAGAGGACCUUCCACGUGGAUUCUCCAGACGAGAGGGAGGAAUGGAUGCGGGCCAUCCAGAUGGUCGCCAACAGCCUCAAGCAGCGGACCCCAGGUGAGGACCCCAUGGACUACAAGUGUGGCUCCCCCAGUGACUCCUCCGCGGCCGAGGAGAUGGAAGUGGCGGUCAGCAAGGCACGGGCUAAAGUGACCAUGAAUGAUUUUGACUAUCUCAAACUCCUUGGCAAGGGAACCUUUGGCAAAGUCAUCCUGGUGCGGGAGAAGGCCACUGGCCGCUACUACGCCAUGAAGAUCCUGCGGAAGGAAGUCAUCAUUGCCAAGGAUGAAGUCGCUCACACAGUCACCGAGAGCCGGGUCCUCCAGAACACCAGGCACCCGUUCCUCACUGCGCUGAAGUACGCCUUCCAGACCCACGACCGCCUGUGCUUCGUGAUGGAGUACGCAAACGGUGGCGAGCUGUUCUUCCACCUGUCCCGGGAGCGUGUCUUCACAGAGGAGCGGGCCCGGUUUUAUGGUGCAGAGAUUGUCUCGGCUCUUGAGUACUUGCACUCACGGGACGUGGUGUACCGUGACAUCAAGCUGGAAAACCUCAUGCUGGAUAAAGACGGCCACAUCAAGAUCACUGACUUUGGCCUCUGCAAAGAAGGCAUCAGUGACGGGGCUACCAUGAAAACCUUCUGUGGGACCCCAGAGUACCUGGCGCCUGAGGUGCUGGAGGACAAUGACUAUGGCCGGGCCGUGGACUGGUGGGGGUUGGGUGUGGUCAUGUACGAGAUGAUGUGCGGCCGCCUGCCUUUCUACAACCAGGACCACGAGCGCCUCUUCGAGCUCAUCCUCAUGGAAGAGAUCCGCUUCCCGCGCACGCUCAGCCCCGAGGCCAAGUCCCUGCUUGCCGGGCUGCUUAAGAAGGACCCCAAGCAGAGGCUUGGUGGGGGGCCCAGCGAUGCCAAGGAGGUCAUGGAGCACAGGUUCUUCCUCAGCAUCAACUGGCAGGACGUGAUCCAGAAGAAGCUCCUGCCGCCCUUCAAACCUCAGGUCACGUCCGAGGUCGACACAAGGUACUUUGAUGAUGAAUUCACCGCCCAGUCCAUCACAAUCACACCCCCCGACCGCUAUGACAGCCUGGGCUUACUGGAGCUGGACCAGCGGACCCACUUCCCCCAGUUCUCCUACUCGGCCAGCAUCCGCGAGUGAGCAGUCCGCCCACGCAGAGGACGCACGCACGCAGGCAGCCAUCACCGCCGGGUGGUUUUUUCCCCCUAACUUUUUACUUUGCCUUUUUGGUUUGUGUCCCCACCCCCACCUCCUCACCCCCUUUCCAGUUCUUCUUCAGGCCCCUCCCAGACGCACCCCAGCGGCCCCUGCAGCCCCUGCCUCCAGCCUCACCUUUGUGCCCAGACUCGCUUUUGGGAUACUCCACCUCUCGCCCAGGCCCGGGCUGUUGGGCGGUUGGAGAGAUUCAGGUUUUAAUCUACACAAGCCCCAGUGAGGGGUGAAGCCUGACGCCCGGGGCCUGCCUGAGUUUCUGACCCGGGUGUCAUGCUGGUGGCUGCCUCCGCGCUGCUGCUUCCGGACGAAGGCUGCCUUCUGGUGGGACGCAACCCCCGGCAGACAGUGGUGCUGCCUUCCAGGCCCCGUGGCCUAGGCUCGGAGUGGCCAGGCACAGGGCGGUCCAACCCCUCACCUGCUGUCCCCCCAUGGGGGCAGAAAAGCAAUAAUGUCCAGGGGCAGGCAGGGGCCCUUGGGAGCUGCAGGGAUGGGGGUUAGGGCUGCUCCCUGGUGAAUGGAGCCAGGUCCCAGGAUCUGCGCCAUGGGGAACUGGGAGGGGUCAGGCUGGGCGCCGCCUCCUGGUCCUGUCUCCUCUCCACCAAGCUGCCCUCACCCUAUAGAUUGAGGCAGGAGGAACAUUUGGGGGCAAACCUGCCUGCCUCCCAGCCCCGUGCCUUACUAGGGCUUCCUUACAGCUGGCCUUACCUCCUGCUGGACCCCGGGCCUGGCCUGACCCCAUUGGGGGCUGUGGGCUGGGCUCACCCCCUUCUCGGCGGGGGUGGAGGGGCACCAGCCUCGGCUGUUACAAUCUUACACCGGACAGUAUUGGGCCCCAUGGACUUGGUCAGGGAGGGGUGGGGGUGGGCAUCUCUGGUAGCUAUUGGAGUGAGGGGCCUCUGAGAAGGGAGACUCCUAGGCCCCCUCAUCCCUCCCUCUCCCCAGGGCCCCAUGUUCUGCAGCCUUAAGGUUGAACAUGAACGCACUUCCAUGUCAGUGCUGUGGGACUCCUGUGCGUGCCUCGGACUGCGUGUGUCGGCGGGAUGCAGGCACACGUGGGUGUGUGUGCAUGUGUGUUGUGUGUGAGGGCAGCGUGUCCUCCAGUGUGCAUGGUAUGUGGGCUUGGGCCCCAUCCCUGGCCCGAGCAGUUCAUCCUGUGGGGGAGGGGUGCUGACCCAGUGGGAGGGGGCCCGCCUUGAUCCAUGAGCUGCCCUGCCCACGCCUCCCCUCCCUGCAGCAACACCUCCGGGUGUUUGGAGUUCAGCUUUUGUGGGUUUGCUCUCCCUACCCCAUCUCCUGUACUAUGCAGUUCAUGGCAGGGUGGGGAGGGUGGGGUUGGUUCGGGUGGGUGAGGGUCUUUUUCCUCUGUGUGCAUUGUCGUUAUCCGACAGUCCUCCGUCCCUACUGGCCUUUCUCCUCGUCUUCAUAUUUGUACGGUACAAGCAAUAAAGACACUCAUUUCAGACCAGGGCCCAGCCUGCACUCACGCCGGCCCAGCCACUCUGGGCCUUGCCUUGGUGAUGGAGUCAGACCCCUGGGCCCCAGCUUCUCCUGUAGUAGUCGCUCCCUUCAGCAAGGAGGGUGCUGAGCAGGGGCAUGGAGGUGAGAAUGAGCUCAGGGCGAGGGCAGCUGGGGUGUGUGCAGGAGCUCAGGCUGGAGAGGGUGGGUGCAGCUGGUGCUGUGGGGCCGAGGGGUGUGGGGAGGCUCCCCGCUUGUGGGGGUGUGGUGGACAGAGACCACUCCAGGCCCUCAGUGCUGCUUCAACUAAGAGAGGUGGGGUGGAGGGACAGGGGUGGAAGAUCUGGGUAGUCCAGAAUGAGGAGGGUGCCUGUGCUGUCACUGAGUGAGAGGGAGUGGUUCAUUCCACAGGGCUGCCGAGCCUUAGAGGGGGGCAUUCCUGUCCUGCCCCACCUCCCCAUUUAUGCUGCCACCUGGAAGCCUUGAGGCCCCCAAAUUCCAGUACAGACCCACUGGUGUGUUCAUGGUGGCAUGGCUGCUGUCUCCUGGGAGCUGCUGAGCGUUUGGUUGGAACCCUGUUCAGCUUGGGGUCAGCCCUCCGCUAGGCGCUGCCCUUUAGCCUGGCUGUGUCUGGGCCCCUGGACUUCCCAUGCUUGAGUCACGUGGCCGCAUGGCCGGGCCCUGGCCGGAUGGCACGCCUCCCCCAGCCAGGGACCAGGGACCAGAGCUUUGGCCUGCCCUGGUGAGCCCUGCUGUGCAGAGGGCCUGGCACAGAUGAAUUUGAGAUUUUGCCACAAGGUGUUAGCACUUCACACCCAUUGAGUCUUUGAGAUUUUAAAUGAAUGUAAGCAGAAAAAGAUCCAAUUUACAGAAAUCAGAGUGAGCUACAGCCAAGACUCGUGUUCGGUUGGGGUUUUUUAGUUUGUCUUUCUAAAAUCAUGUGGACCUUAAUUUAAUUACAAAAGUCUGCCCUGGUGGUCAUAAGCAGGCAGGCCUAUAAGGAGAGGCUUUUUACUCGUCCUUCUCGUCCCAGCCCCGAGCUGACCCCCGUUGCUGCUCCUCACACCACGGGGACGCAGGUCUCGUAGUGUGGGCAUAGGCCUGGCUACCUCAUCUUGUUAGUGGCUCUCUCCUCUUCCACAGGAUGGGGGCCCACAGCUGCAGCAACUGGCCCCAUAGUUGAGCACAUGUGGUUAUCCUGUAGAGCUUUUCCCAAGGAGGGUGUUUGAACUUAAGAGUCUUAAUAAAAUCUUACCAAAUAAAUUUUGAGUAGAA